Molecule: messenger RNA, 1740 nt
Organism: Cooperia oncophora
Lineage: Eukaryota; Metazoa; Nematoda; Chromadorea; Rhabditida; Trichostrongylidae
Source: the annotation of a GenBank genome assembly
AUGCCUCGCCGUGUCUUGUUUCGGGGACGGUCACCUACCAUUGGAAGAGGAAGAAGACCUCGAAACAGAAAGUCGCGUUUGACGGACGAUUCGUCUCGCACAUCACCAUCCACUAACGACAUCACGACCAGUGCAUCCCCCGCUACGCAGCCUGUUGCUAGUUCAUCUUCCGACGUGUACCACCCAAAAGCAAAUGAUAUAUCAUUGGCCAUCGCUUCAUUGAACGUAAGUCAAAAUAAUCAAACGGGACAAGAACAGGAUGACCAUAUGGACACUAGUUCAUCAAACAACCCUCGCCCACCCUUACUCCCGGACGUCGAUACUUCUCAUUGGGAGCCCUCAAAAGCACCUCCCUCACAAACAAGUAAGUCCAGCGUCACAUUCAGAGAUGUAGUGAACGCGAGAUCCAAAUCCCACAAGGAUCAUAAAGUAAGGGAGGCCGCACUUCAACGCAAAAAGAGUCUCAUUAAAUCAGUCGUUACCUUUUUGAAUAAGCACAACAGAAGAAGCGCGAACAGUGGCCCCAAAGACGCAUCAAGGCGCAAUCCAGCAGCUAGCUUAUCUUUCAAUCGAGAACAACAAGCACCCCAUAGUACAUUUGAAGUUGAGCCUUAUUCGAUUGAAGAGCUAACAGCGUAUCAGUUUCGAACGGUUUUCAAUUAUAUUACAACUAACAAUGUUUUGCGUGACCAAGUUCGAGGUCUGGUCGUUCCAGCGCCGGAAACGACGCCGGCACGACCGGCAGACUUCGAAGAAGUCGCCAAAAUAGUUCAUUUGUUAAAGAAUUUACUCAACAUAGUUCAAAACGCUACCAGUUCGUUCCACGACCUCGCUAUUCUCCUAGUUGGCAGGCAACCUUCGGACAUCAGAAGAGUACCUUCGUGUAAGCGCCGUAAACAGGCACUACAGGAAGAAACACAAAGGCCCGCAAGCCAUAGCAACCAACGUACCACAAUAACGAUACCGCGUCUUCCACGAUACAGAUCUGGGCCACGGUCGCAACGCUCUGAGGGGCGGGAGGCUGGACUGUCAUCCAUUUUUGAUCCAGUUACAGCACCUACACCCCCUGGGGCCGGGAAAAGAAGGUACGACGACGGCAACGAUUUUACUACAACUCUUCUUCCUCCCUUAAAAGCCCGCCGUAGUCCAACAGCCAAUUCAUUUAGUUCACGUCCGGAAGACGCGGAUGCGCUUGUCGCUGCUAAACGACGACGAGCAGCGCCUCGAUCGCGUUUUCCCACUAGGACUCGGAAACGCCCCACGGGAACGUGGGUGGAGUUCUGUGCUUUUUGCGAAGGACGCGAUCACUACACUUCCGAUUGUCCGUCAUUUCCUUAUCUCAGCAGUAGGGCGUGUAAGGCCGAAAAGGCAGGCAUUUGUAGUAACUGCGUGAAAAGCCAUUACGGCGUUUGCAUUCGCAGAGACCCGUGUACAAUCUGCAAGGAAGAAGGUCAUCAUCGCGCGUUCUGUGUUCAAAAUCCGUGGGUCGCUUUAGACAUAACCAUGUCGCCUGAACAGUUCUAUGAAGAACUUCGCAACAGAACAUACAGGCAUCCUCCACCGGGUGCAACCACACGACGCCGUUAUUCACACUCUUACAAAGACCGUGAAAAGGCCGGACAAGAUGAGCCUCAGAAGUCGUCACCGCGUCCAGGUGACGAACCUGCGGUUCAUCAGGCCUCACCAAGAGGUGAAAAGAGUGCAAAGCUUUCUGACCAUGACAGCGAUGAAUCAUGUUGA